AUGAAGUCCUCGCUCAGUACACACACGACCAUGUCGCCCACACGCGCGCGCAUGGCGGACGCCGUCUGGCUUACCGGUAUCAACAUGCUGGGCAUUAUCCUAACCAUGGCCCAACUGCCUCUCGUCGCACUGGUCUCGCUCAGUGGUCGUCACCCCUCUCGCCCCAACACCCUGCUCAAGCACGCCACGCAGUUCAUGUGGGAUGCACACGAUUGGCUGGAACAUGCCGAACUCCACCCUCCCUCCAUCUGGCACUGA
Molecule: messenger RNA, 258 nt
Organism: Moesziomyces antarcticus
Lineage: Eukaryota; Fungi; Basidiomycota; Ustilaginomycetes; Ustilaginales; Ustilaginaceae
Exons: 1
Coding region: 1-258 (85 amino acids)
Source: RefSeq, a predicted model, not a curated record